Tarenaya hassleriana is the source of this 1737-nucleotide messenger RNA. RefSeq names its product vacuolar-processing enzyme beta-isozyme. The transcript has 9 exons. The record is from RefSeq and is a predicted model, not a curated record. Bases 57 to 1538 code for a protein of 493 amino acids. Gene Ontology annotation, biological process: vacuolar protein processing. Lineage: Eukaryota; Viridiplantae; Streptophyta; Magnoliopsida; Brassicales; Cleomaceae. Gene Ontology annotation, molecular function: cysteine-type endopeptidase activity.
UCUCUAUUGCUUAUUCCUUCAUCCCAAAGAGUUCUCUCUCUCUCUCUCAUAUCUCCAUGGCUAUGUCGAUUUGCUUCAAACCAGCUCUUUUCCUCCUCUUACUUCUCCUGGUUCGGAGCGAAUCAGGCACCGGUCGGGCCGGUCGGUUAGGCCGGUUUAUACCGAAAAUCGUUAUGCCGACGGAGAAACCUGAGCCGGAGGAAGACGACGGUAGCACCGGUACGAGAUGGGCGGUUCUCGUCGCCGGCUCUUCUGGUUAUGGAAAUUACAGACAUCAGGCGGACGUGUGCCAUGCGUAUCAAAUACUGAGAAACGGAGGACUGAAGGAAGAGAACAUCGUCGUCUUCAUGUAUGAUGACAUCGCCGACCACGGCCUCAAUCCACGACCAGGCACUCUCAUCAACCAUCCCCAUGGCGAUGACGUCUACGACGGCGUCCCUAAGGACUACACUGGGACCAAUGUCACGGCCGCAAACCUCUACGCUGUACUUCUCGGUGACAAGAAGGCGGUAAAAGGUGGAAGCGGGAAGGUCGUGGCCAGUAAGCCCGAGGAUCGGAUUUUCCUGUAUUAUGCGGACCAUGGUGGUCCUGGAGUUCUUGGUAUGCCGAAAACUCCGUAUGUUUAUGCGGCCGAACUCAUUGAAACGCUUAAGAAGAAGCAUAAAUCCGGAACCUACAAAGAAAUGGUUAUAUACGUGGAAGCCUGUGAAAGCGGGAGCAUUUUCGAGGGUAUAAUGCCAAAGGACUUGAACAUUUACGUAACAACAGCCUCGAACGCACAAGAGAGUAGCUACGGAACGUAUUGUCCUGGCAUGGACCCUCCGCCGCCGCCCGAAUACAUCACUUGCUUGGGAGAUUUGUAUAGCGUCGCUUGGAUGGAGGAUAGCGAGAGCCACAAUUUGAAGAGAGAGACGCUAAAGCAGCAAUAUCAAACGGUUAAGACCAGGACGUCAAACUACAAUACGUACUCCGGUGGCUCUCACGUUAUGGAGUACGGAAACACGAGCAUUAAAUCCGAGAAACUUUACCUGUACCAAGGAUUCGAUCCCGCGAAUGUGAAUAUCCCUCCCAAUGGAUUAUGGAUCGGAUCACGAAUGGGAGUCGUUAACCAACGGGACGCCGAUCUUCUCUUCCUUUGGCACCUGUACCAGAGAUCGGAGAACGGAUCGAGAAAGAAGAGAGAGAUCCUCCGGGAGAUAACAGAGACGACGAGGCACAGGAAGCAUAUAGACGCAAGCGUCGAACUGGUAGGCACGUUCUUGUUCGGACCAACCACGGUCAAAACCAUCCUAAACUCGGUUAGGGAGCCCGGUUUACCUUUGGUCGACGAUUGGAGAUGCCUUAAAACGAUGGUACGCGUUUUUGAAACGCAUUGUGGAUCGCUAACGCAAUAUGGGAUGAAACACAUGAGGGCGUUUGCUAACAUUUGCAACGACCGCGUUUCAAACGCGGAUAUGGAGGAGGCUUCUGCGGCAGCUUGCCGUGGCUACACGGCUCACGAGAGGUGGCAACCGUCAACCACAGGUUAUAGCGCCUGAGGUUAUAUAUAUAUAUAUAUUAUAUGGGCCUUUGCCAAUUUCAAUGGUGUAAUAAUUAAAAAAAAAAGGUGUUUUACAUUUUGAUAAUGUAAUAUUUAAGAUUAAGAUGGUGGUUGUGUCGAUUGGUUAGUAUUAUGUUCUACAUGUGAAUAUACGAGUGGAUAAUGUUUUUGUGUUGGGCAGUUUGCAUGUUCUUAAA